Pogoniulus pusillus (Red-fronted tinkerbird) is the source of this 2588-nucleotide messenger RNA. Its product is annotated as guanylyl cyclase-activating protein 1-like. The coding region runs from base 413 to 979 and encodes 188 amino acids. The record is from RefSeq and is a predicted model, not a curated record. NCBI's taxonomy places the organism in Eukaryota, Metazoa, Chordata, Aves, Piciformes, Lybiidae. Gene Ontology annotation, molecular function: calcium ion binding; calcium sensitive guanylate cyclase activator activity. The transcript is spliced from 5 exons.
GGCGCGGGGCUGCCAGCCCGUCCCGGGCGGGCCCUGGGCGGCCGCAGCCUGCCGGGCCGGGGGCGAGGCCUGCGGCGUGGCCUUUGGCCGGCCUGAGGGCAGCUCCUCCGACCGGGUCACAGCAGCCCCACGGCAAGGAUGUGUGCUUGGAAAGCCGGAACUGGGAGAGGGACCGGAGCGUGUUGGCUGGCAGCUGGCGGAACCAGCAAUCCAGUGGCUUAUCCUGCACCGCCUUUUGCAGCCUAAGAGCUCUGUACUACUGUAAACACUGGAGUUUGUAAGUCGGCCCCUAAGCAGAUUACCAUUGCUAAUUGGCUGGUGGGAAGUCAGAUCCCUCACUUGUGCUGCCGCCAGUGUCAAACGUGGGAGGCAGAGGAGCACUGCCGGAGCAUCCUUCCCACGCCCUGUCCGCAUGGGGAACAACAGCAGCUCCACGGUGGAUGAUCUGCAGGCCGUGGAGAUCCACCACUGGUACAAGAAGUUCAUGAAGGAGUGUCCCUCUGGGCAGCUGACAGAGCAUGAGUUUAAGCAGUUCUUUGGGCUUCGAGGGCUGGAUCCAGAGGCCAACGAGUACAUCGAGCAGAUGUUCCGCACCUUCGACAUGAACAAGGAUGGGUACAUUGACUUCAUGGAGUAUGUGGCUGCCCUCAGCCUGGUGCUCCGGGGGAAGAUGGAGCAGAAGCUGCGCUGGUAUUUCAAGCUCUACGACGUAGAUGGCAAUGGCUGCAUCGAUCGGCAUGAACUGCUCAACAUCAUUAAGGCCAUUCGAGCCAUUAACGGUGGUGACCAUGAAACCAGUGCAGAAGAGUUCACCAACAGAGUCUUCAACAAGAUUGACGUCAACGGAGACGGUGAACUUUCCCUGGAGGAAUUUGUGGAGGGAGCAAGGAAAGAUGAGGAGUUCAUGGAAGUCAUGAUGAAAAGUUUGGACCUGCAGCACAUUGUGGCCAUGAUCAACAACCGUCGGCACAGCAUGUAAAUGGAGCCGGCAGAGAAGAUGCUGUUGCCAGCAAACAGACAGAAGGGUGCCCACGGAGCAGGAAGCAGAGAGAAGCACUUUUGAAACCAAACAGCAUUUCAACCUACAUGAACAUGGAAGUAGGAGCAGAAAGAUUCAGCUGCACUUUGUGUCUCUUGAGACACUGUGUUUUGGUAUGCUUGGUUCUGAUUCUCUCUGCUGAAGCAGCUUGGUUCAAGAGCUAAAGGGAAAAAAGCCAGUCUGGUAGUGACAAACUUCUUGCCAGCUGUGCUGUUUGCACUUUUGAGUGAUCAAAGAUCCCUUAACCAAACAAGUCAACAGUGCAGCUUCUCCACAGCAGCUACUGCAAGCAGAGACAAUCUGCUGCUCAGCUUCCCAAAGCUGGAAAAAUCCUUUUUUCCCCCCAACUCAUUGCCCUACUGCUCUUAUACAGCUGAAUAAAUGAAGUACAGGAAGAUCAGCCUAAGAGUGUUCAGCCAAUUGGCAGUGCUGUGGUGCAUGAGUCUGAAGGAUGGGAUGGGAGCCAUCCAGAGGGACCUGGACAGGCUGGAGAGGUUUGCUGAAGAAAGGCUCAUCCAGUUCAGUAAGGCCAAGUGCGAGGUCCUGCACCUGGGCUGGGGCUGUCCUCACAGGCUGGGGGAGGAGUUUGAGAGCAGCCCUGCAGAAAAGGACUUGGAGGUGCUGGAGGGUGAGAAGCUGGACAGGAGCCAGCAAUGGGCACUUGGAGCCCACAUGGCCAAUGGCAGCCUGGGCUGCAUCCAAAGCAGCAUGGCCAGAGAUGGAGAAAGAGGAUUCUGCCUCUUUGCUCUGCUCUGGGGAGACCUCACCUGCACUGCUGUCUCCAGCUCUGGAGCCUUCAGCACAGGAAGGACAUGGACCUGAUGGAGCAGGGCCAGAGGAGGCCAUGAAAAUGAUCAGGGAGCUGGAGCAGCUCUACUGUGAGGCCAGGCUGAGGGAGCCUGGAGAAGAGAAGGCUCCAGGCAGAGCCAAGAGCAGCCUGCCAGGACUCGAAGGGGGCUGCAAGAAGGCUGCAGAGGGACUGUUUGCAAAGGCCUGCAGGGACAGGACAAGGGCAAUGGUUUGAAAUGAGAGCAGAGCAGAUUGAGACUGGAUGUGAGGAAGAAGUUCUUUAGCAUGAGGCUGCUGCAACAGGCCACCAGCACUCCCCUUCUGCCAGGCAGCUCUCCAGCCAAGCCUCCCCCAGUUCUAAACAGUUUUCGUAGUUCUAAACAAUCUUAGCCUGGAUAUCAAAAUUCAUACAGAUUAUUGACUUUGCAUAAUUCCAUCACAAUGACAUUGACAAAGAAAUUGAAGCACUGUAGGGGUGUUGCUAAGCUCUGCAAGAAAAAAUCAAUCACACACUGAAAUAUGACAGAGAGAAAGCUGAGUUUCCUUCUCCAGUCUCAAUAACCACCAAGUGUGGGGUUUGUUUACAACCACCUCGGCUUCCUAAAGCUUUGCUUUACUAAGCAAUUCUAAACAGAAAGCUUUUCCUUAGAUCUGUUCAUCGUCCACUUACAAGACAAACUGAAAGCUCUGGGUUGUUCUCUGCUGUUCCAAUUCCAUGAAGAUCUGGAAUAAAGAAAGGAAUCAUUUAAUAAACAGGAAA